This is a messenger RNA of Photinus pyralis (common eastern firefly), 1823 nucleotides long. Its product is annotated as esterase FE4-like. Lineage: Eukaryota; Metazoa; Arthropoda; Insecta; Coleoptera; Lampyridae. The record is from RefSeq and is a predicted model, not a curated record. The transcript is spliced from 9 exons. The coding region runs from base 57 to 1721 and encodes 554 amino acids.
GGUUCCUGUAGACAGUUGCUUCACAAGAGCGAUUGUGUGCAAGUGAAUUUUUGAAUAUGCUUAAAGCAAGUGUGCUAAUUUUGGUAUUAGUUUAUGGUGCGUCAUCGUAUCAUCAUCACCACAACCAUGAUGAUGAGUUCUUGGUAUCCACCCCGCUGGGAUCAAUUAAGGGUGCGCCCUUAGAAACGGCACUCGGAAAGAAGAUUUACUCAUUCAGAGGCAUCCGGUACGCCAAGGCACCAAUAAACGAGUUACGGUUUCAGCCUCCAGAACCAGUGGAAGGCUGGGCGGGUGUUUAUGACGCGACCAAGAAUGGGGCUCUCUGCCCGCAACCCGGACAGGAAAACACCAGCGAAGACUGUUUGUUUUUAAAUGUGUACACCACGCAGUUACCUCAGAAGGGCUCGAAUCCCAACCGCCCCGUGUUGGUCUUCUCUCACCCCGGUGGAUACUACUCUUGGAGCGGAUACAGUGAGGCGUUCGGGCCGGACUACUUGUUAGACCAGGACAUUGUACUGGUCACCUUAAAUUACCGCCUGGCGUCCUUAGGUUUUAUGAGCACCGGCGAUAAGUUCGCGCCUGGAAAUAACGGGCUGAAAGACCAUGUGAUUGCGCUGAAAUGGAUAAAGCAGAACAUAGCGUCGUUCGGUGGUAACCCAAACCUGGUGACGAUCUCCGGGUAUAGCGCAGGAGGUGCAACCACCUCCCUAAUGCUGGUUUCCCCAAUGGCGAAAGGCCUCUUCCAUAGAGCAAUCAUAAUGAGCGGCUCCAGCUUAGGAAAUUGGCCGGUCCGACCUCAUCAAUUCGAAAUGGCACAAAAGCAAGCGCGGUUCGUGAACUGUCCAGAUACCGAUUCGGAAUCAAUUUAUAAAUGCCUUAAGACGAAGAGUGCAGAGGAAAUUGGAAACUCCUUGUAUCAAUUUGAUGAGUUCGCUUAUGACCCCAUUAUGAUGUGGCUUCCGGUCAUCGAGCCGGACUGCGGCCAAGAGCGGUUCCUGACUGACGAUCCGGUAAAACUCAUUCUGCGAGGGGAGUUUGAAAGAGUUCCAGUAAUGGUAACUGUAACCGCCGAGGAAUUUAAAUAUACAGCGUGGAACCUACUAGAUAAUGCCACCUGGCUCAAGGAGAUGGACGAAAACUUCGAGAAAGUUGCCCCGAUUAGUUUCAUUUACGAAAGGGACACCGAGAAUUCUAAGCACAUCAGUAGGGAGCUGAGAAAGGCUUAUUUAGGCGAUGGACCUUUGACUGAAAAGUCUUUACCUCAAAUUGGAAAGUUGUACGCCGAUGGAGUUAUAGGGUUUACAGCCAAUAGAGCAGCCAAGCUGCUCGCAGCUAAAAAUUCCGAACCCACCUACUAUUACAAGUUUGGCUACGAAGGGCGCUACAGCUUCCAUUACAAACAAAACACUACCACACCCGAAGGAGUGGUCCACCAUGAUGAUCUACUGUACCUUUUCUAUAUUUCGCGCUUUCCACGUCUGACGCCCACCGAUCCCGAAUACAAAACUGUACAGAAAAUGACCAGUAUGUUCAAAAAUUUUGCAGAAACCGGUGUCCCGAUCCCCAAAGUGAGUCAUUUGCUCGAUGACACCGAGUGGAAACCGAUUAGACCUGGACAUGAGGCGUAUCUAGACAUUGAUGAAAAGAUGGUUAUGAAGGAAAACUUGUAUCAGGAUCGCUAUUCUGUUUGGGAUAGACUGUAUCCGUGGCCAAAAGUAUGAAUUUAAUCCUUAUUACCAAUAGAAAUUAUGAAAAUAAAUUCAGUAGAACUACAGAGUGUUGUCUGUCGUUGAUUAGAGCAGAAUAAUAAAUUAUUGUACCUA